Oncorhynchus masou masou (cherry salmon) is the source of this 1249-nucleotide messenger RNA. RefSeq names its product ewing's tumor-associated antigen 1-like. Lineage: Eukaryota; Metazoa; Chordata; Actinopteri; Salmoniformes; Salmonidae. The transcript is spliced from 5 exons. Gene Ontology annotation, biological process: positive regulation of protein serine/threonine kinase activity; DNA damage response; replication fork processing. The coding region runs from base 143 to 1159 and encodes 338 amino acids. The record is from RefSeq and is a predicted model, not a curated record. Gene Ontology annotation, cellular component: nuclear replication fork. Gene Ontology annotation, molecular function: protein serine/threonine kinase activator activity.
ACAACAUCAUGGCGGCGUACGUGCUGAACAUAAACACGGCACACUUUUACCCACGAAGAUAAGCAAUCGGAUAAUGACAAACGAUUCAAUUUGCGUUUAAAUGGUCAAGUCAAAUGAUGAACAAGAAAACUGACGGCGAAAUAUGCCAAAUCCAAGAAAGCACGACCAUAACACUGGCUCAAAUGACUUAAGUGAAAUCUGGAGUCAUGGUUCCACAUUUUCACAAAAAAGGCUGAGAACAAACAAAUCGGGUAAAAGUCAGAAACUGACACCCCAAUCUUCACCUUCUGUCAGGAAGUCACCACAUACUCGGUCUAAAGAUCUGGAGACCCCCAAACGACGAGCAAGGGGCAGAUACACGGGCUUAAACAGCACUGCUGAUUCCCCCGGCGAUGGAGAUAUUUUACAAGACAUCAUCUGGGACCCGGCAUCACCUACUCCUGCUAGAAGUGGCGAAGGGCCCGGCAACACCAGAGUUGUUGAGAUAUCAGACAUUGUCAACCGGAUCGCCCCUAAGGAUGCCCAGCAUGUCUCUGUGGAUAGUCCUCUGCUCCAGUGGAUUGGGGACAGUGCUGUCCCAUGUACCCCAGAGGUACGCCCGCCCAAAGCAAGGAAGAAAUCCACUCGGAAAAGCUCAGUGGAGGACUUGAUGCAGCUGGCCAGGCAGUUUGACAUCAACAUGCACCAGCAGGACCGAGAGAAGAGGAGUGCGGAACACACACACAAUACCAUAAACAACAACCGCUACGGGGAGGAACCCAAGGGCCCGACGACAAUGUCCUCAUCAGCCCAGCAGGUAGAGGCGGAGCUUAACGCUCUGUUCGACGGGCCGACGCAGCGAGUCACCGGACGGCUCAGCCAAGGGUCGACCGCCUCCACCUGUUCUCAGGAGGUCAAGGUUCAAGUUGGGGUCAGCCAUCUCACUGCCGAUGACCUCGUCAAAGAGUCGGAGGUCAAGCCUGGCGGUGGAAGCACGUCUGGUUCAUCGGCUCGUACUGGUAAAGAGGAAGUGGAACAGUGGAACGCCACGACGACUGUGGCGAAAGACGAGGACUUUGACUGGGAGGAUGAUGACCUUCUCAGUGACCCUAUCGUGUUGGAGAUGACCCAGAAUCCUGAGGGGCUGAAAACGCCGCCCCCAAACCCAGCAGCUCACUGACUCUGAGCACUGACAGAGACCACACACAGCUGCUGACAGAUACAGAGGAGACCCUACCACCCUCCUCUACUACCUCUAAUCCUAUCAGCC